Molecule: messenger RNA, 842 nt
Organism: Protopterus annectens (West African lungfish)
Lineage: Eukaryota; Metazoa; Chordata; Ceratodontiformes; Protopteridae
Product: islet cell autoantigen 1-like
Exons: 7
Coding region: 167-757 (196 amino acids)
Biological process (GO): regulation of transport
Cellular component (GO): Golgi apparatus
Molecular function (GO): protein domain specific binding
Source: RefSeq, a predicted model, not a curated record
GCGCUUCAUCUAUGGCUGACGUCAUCCUUGGGCAGGCUGUGGUACGGUGUAACACCUGAAGCGGCUGUGGAGAUGGGUUUUCAGUGAGAAACGAUAGGAUUAUACAUGGUGGAGCGAUUUCUUUCUCCCCACACCUAAAGGUUCUGAUGACAUUAUUAACUGAAGUAUGGAUGGCCACAGUUAUGGAUACUCCAGAGAAUUUUAUGACCAGUAUGUCCAAAGUCAAGACAAAUCUGUUGUUAAUAAAAUGCAGCAGAAGUAUUGGAAGACCAAGCAGACCUUGAUAAAGGUCACUGGGAAGAAGGAAGAUGAACACGUUGUUGCUUCCGAUGCAGAUCUGGAUGCUAAGUUGGAGGUAUUUCAUUCAAUCCAGAGAACAUGUAUGGAGCUGCUUAAAGUUAUUGAGCUUUACCAGAAAAGAAUUUGCUUCUUAUCUCAGGAAGAAAAUGAACUGGGGAAGUUUCUUCGAUCUCAGGGCUCACAAGAUAAAACCAGAGCUGGAAAAAUGAUGCAGGCCACUGGGAAAGCACUUUGCUUCUCUUCUCAGCAGCGGCUGGCACUGCGUCUUCCACUGUGCAGACUGUUUCAGGAAGUAGAGACCUUCAGGUAUAGGGCUAUCUCAGAUACCUGGCUGACAGUGAAUAGAAUGGAACAGUCACGGACUGAAUAUAGAGGUGCACUGUUAUGGAUGAAAGAUGUUUCUCAAGAAUUAGAUCCAGAUCUUUACAAACAAAUGGAAAAAUUUAGAAAGGUGUAAUCAAUUAAUUGAAGUCCUUGUGAUGAACCUUUUAUACUAUACGAGUCUGCAUGUCCUCCCCGCGGUCGAGUGGGUGUUUGAAAGA